AUGGAUGAGCGAGCACAUCAUGAAUCUUCCCAGGAGUUGGUGCAUAAUAUUGAGAAAAUUGAGCGAUUCUCAUUAGAUUUCAUAAGCAUAAAAGCAUCAGGAGUUACGCUACUCAGGAAAAAAUACUUUGUCGAUUUCUUCGGAGAAGAGUUCACCGUCGCCGUGACGUCGGAUCCUUCCGUCAUCAGCCACGACGUACUUUUUCACAACCGCUUCUCCUCUCACCCUCUCGUCGUUGGCGUCGGCGUUCAGUGGACACCACCUGGUUAUUACUCCGACUUCUAUUCUUCAUCAGGUGGUUACUACGAUCCUCCGGCGGAUACUCUUCAGCUCUGCGUUGGUAAUCGAUGUAUUAUCAUCCAGCUCUCUCACUGUAAUCGAUUAACCGUAGAGACAUGGUUUAGGUUUUAA
Messenger RNA from Camelina sativa (false flax), 411 nucleotides. The record is from RefSeq and is a predicted model, not a curated record. NCBI's taxonomy places the organism in Eukaryota, Viridiplantae, Streptophyta, Magnoliopsida, Brassicales, Brassicaceae.